Molecule: messenger RNA, 393 nt
Organism: Metarhizium acridum CQMa 102
Lineage: Eukaryota; Fungi; Ascomycota; Sordariomycetes; Hypocreales; Clavicipitaceae
Biological process (GO): mitochondrial electron transport, NADH to ubiquinone
Source: RefSeq, a predicted model, not a curated record
AUGCCUGCAACUUCCAGAACCAAGACUGCUCUAGCUGAAGAGACUCAAACCACGCCUAUCGGACAGGCCCCAAACCGUGUCGAUAUUUGGUCUCGCAGCCAGAAGCCCCGGUCGAAUGCUAUGACUGGUCCCCGUUUUGAACAGACCGACUUUGAUCUCCAGCCUCAACCUCUGUCGGCUAUGGAAAUGAUACACAAGGAGCCCGUGCGGUGGACACAUGAUCGCAUCGUAGCCUGUGAUGGCGGCGGCGGCCCUGCCGGCCACCCUAGAAUUUUCAUCAACACCGACAAACCUGAAAUCGCGACCUGCAACUACUGCGGUGUUCCCUAUGCAAAUGAGCACCAUCGAAAGCACCUAGAGUCCCUCCCCAAGACGUCGUAUCCUUUGUCAUGA